AUUUUAAUUAAAUCUGCACUCCUUGCCGAUCUGAUUAAGAGGCUUUACUUCCGCUCUCAUUUUUUUGGGGGAGGGGGGUGGUGAUCCUUUUUUUUUUCUGGAAAAAUUACUGGGAGUUAUUUUGGUUUAAGUUGCCGCUCAACGAACAGGUACGGGACUUUACAGCAAUCUCAUUCUGAAGAUGAUUCAAACAGGAGUUUGAGCGUCACGGCUCAUCCUUAAGACUACUUAAAGGACGAUGAUAAAAGGGUCAACAGCUGGCACAUACAGCCUUCAGUUCCUAGCACCACAGGCCCUGCCUGUCUCAAGGAACAAUGGAAGAUAACCAGACGCUGCCUACUCCUCCCUCCUCAAAGGGUGAUCUCCAGUCACAGCCAGAGCGCAUUGUGAUUCCUCUGCAGGGCCUCCAUCCUGCUGAUGACCUAACUCCACCUCAGUCUCCUGACAAUGACACUGAGUUGCUUAGACCGCGCUCAUCGGAAGGGAUCCCUGCAUCUGCACAAUCUAUGCUGUCAUUGAGUAGUCCAGAAUUACUCACCGAGCUGAAGGCUGGCAAGUCCCUGAGGCAUGUCCGUCAAAACACCGGAUUGACUACUGUCUUCUCAGGCCGAGGCCGCACUUUGCAGCCCCAAGUCUCUCAGGAUGUACAACCAAAUGGGCCAGCCAAGGUGAACGGAAUGAGCAGAGAAGGAGUAGAGACGCCAUUGACCAGCCGUGGCAGAAGUAACCACUGACAUUUUUUCAGAGGUUAUGUUUGCUGCAGGAAGAUAGUUCACCAGUGAAACUUAACGUGAUCCUCUCAGGGUCGAGAGUGCCUAAUAGACUGGAGACGGACUGCUUUGUGCCAAAACCUGUCUGUGCAAUGUAACUCUAGUAAUGUCUCCUUCACCUGCCAUUUUUCAACCUAUACUGGAUGCUAUGCUGCUGCUGCUGUAAAGGCCUGUAACUUUUCAAAAUGGGAACAUACCUGGUAACUGCCUAAAUCCAAAACCUUGCAAGUUUGCUGCCAGUUCAUCCACUGUACCUUGAAACCUCACCUGCUGAGGCUGUGAAGGUGAAAAUCAUGAAUUAUAAGAUGUGUCUAAUGUGGUAUUGCAGCUGGCAGCACAAUAAAAUAAUAUGAUAAAAGUGUUAGUCUAAUGAGAAAUUAUCUAAUGUGUACACUAUGAUAAAUAUCCCAUUUAUAAAUUCUGUUAAGUAUGUAUAAGAUUAUUGUAUUAGUUUACCCUAAGUGCACAUAACAGGCAUCUUACUUGAUGCUCAUGCAUUCUUUCUAUCCAUCCAUUUUCCUUUGCUGCUUAAUCGAAUUUUCAGGCCGGCAGGAACCUAGAGGCUAGCAGCCAAGAUGCUAAUAGCUCCCCUUCACAUUCGCCAUUUGACUUGCCACUCUGUUUUAGCUUGUUUAGUCUACCUACUGUUGCUUUUAGACUCAUACUGAUGAGUUGAUUUAGAAAACUGUCACCUUUUACACAAUACGUAGUAAACAAAACAAGAAUAGAUUUCACUGAGAAGAUUUGAAUUUUGGUGAAUUGGCUCAAUAAAGAGUUUCAAUGAGUACCUUUUCUCUGCUACAGCAUAUGCUCGUAUCUUCAGAUUUCUGUGGGGCUACAUUUCCUGUUAGUGAGAUGAGAGAUGAGUUACCAGUUGUAGCUAUUUUGGAUGUUAAGGUCAGGGUAUGCUUCACUUAAAGAUGGACUAUGACCACCAUGGAUGAAGCUAAACAUCAAGUUUAUAUUUUUUGUGGUUUUGUUUUUUCACACAUACUCGUUACAACAUUAGAAAAGUUUUGUUGAAAACAGACUAUUCAACCCAAUAAACUUAUAUCUGUCUUAUGCAACUAGAUUACGCAAACUAACAUCAAGUUGAGGUAUGAAGGUCCCUAAAGUCCUACUCUCCACCACACCACUUGAUAAUUUAUCCUUUGUGUCUAUUGGUUUUCUUUCUGAAGAAAACCUUUCAAACAUUUGUGAAAUCUGCCCUUAACAGGUUUCCAGCUGUGUACCUGUGUUGUUGUUGUAUUUAAAGUAUCAACUAAGAUAUACCAUACUAAUUCUUUUCAUAAUUUUAAACACUUCGAUCAUGUCACCACUUAAUCUCUUUUUGCUUAAACUGAGAAAAUUCAUCUUUCUUCUCUUAUCUCGCACUUCUUAGACCAGAAAUUUGCCUAUCUGCUCUCCUCUGGACGUUCUCUAGUGCUGCUAUGUCGUUUUUGGUAAUAUGGAGAUAAAUACUGAGCAUAUCACUCCAGAUGCUACCUCACUAGUGCAUUAAAUAACUUUGACAUAACCGCACUGUAUUACACACAUUAAAAACUUUUGUGCACUGUCUGAUGAUAGUAAAGAGUCCAUUGCGACUCCUAGGUCCUUCUCAUGAGGUGCAUUUUCAAGUUUCAGACCUCCCAUUGUGUAUGCUAAUCAAAUCCCACUGUAACAAUUAAGCCGAUUCUGCAUGAUCUGCCCUUAUCUGCAAACUUAACCGGUUUAUGAAUAAUAAUCUUGUCUAAAUCAUGUUUGCGUAUUAAGAAGAGCAGUAGUCCCUGCACUGACCCGAGGGACACCACCUUUAAAUAAAUUCUGAAAAAGGUCCCAUCGCUGAGCCAACUGUUGCCCACAUCCAGACCACUCCCUGAAUUCCCAUUUCUUUUAGUUUGAUCACUAACCUUUUAUGUGGCACCUUACCAAAAGCCUUAUGAAAAUAAAGAUAAAUAAUAUCACAUGCACCCUCUGAUCGUAUGCUUUUGUUGCUUUUUCAUAGAAUUCCAGCAUAUUAGUAAAACAUGACCUUCCCAGUAUGAUCCCAAUUUGACUAUUUGCUAAAACUCCUAUUCUAGACAAGGAGCUGCUUGAGCUUUUCCUUAAUAACUGCUUUUUUAACUUCCCUGUGAUGUAUGCUAAGCUUACUUGCCUGUAGUUUCCUGGAUAUGCCUGAUCAUCUGUUUUUAUACAACAUAUAUACCGUAUAUGUAUUAUGAAGCCUAUAGUCUUUAGUCAUUUCCUCAGGUGCAGAGAUUUUUGAAAAAUACAUGGCAAUGGUUUACAUAUAUACUCCCUACCUUCUUUAGGCACUUGAGGAUUUUUAUUUUGAUGUGGUACUCACUAUACCUCCAUCAACAACGGUUGCCAGGAGGAAAAACAAACAUCAUUAUCGCUUACAUUUCAAAAUGAUGUUCUGCAUGAUCAGUACAUUGGAAGCAGCAAAGCACUUGGUGAUAAUAAGAAUAAAGAAACAUUUUUAGGUGGCCUCAGUGGCCAAAAGCUCCUGUAAAAUUGUGUUUGUUGUGUGUAUAUUUAUAUCUUGAGUGUGCACACUCCAAAACUUCAUGAGCAGUGCACUUCCACAUUGCAGAGGGUUGUUUUUUAUAUAAAAACUCAAGAGGCUAAGUGUCAUUGCCAUAUGUUGUUCCAACAUCAUCUGUCAUCAGCCUGCCAUGCUCCUCUGCUUAAAGAGGCAUCACACUGAAACAUAUGUCUGCUGAGCCAAAGCUUCCAUUAACAGUGGCUGUCAUUUAAGUCCUUAAGAACACUACACUUUCUCCCCAUAAUGCCUAAUAAUAAUAAUAUCUUUAUUUAUAUAGCAGCUAUUAGAACAUGAGAGCAAUUUUGAUGAGAACAGGACAUUCUGCCCAACAAGCCCCUCGAUCCUAUUUGAUUUUUGUCUCCAAAGUUUCAUCAGGUUGACACUGGAAGGUCUUCAAAGAGCUACUGCCCAAUAUCUAUUUGGUAAGUUAUUCCACGUGUCUGUGAUUCUCUGUGUAAAGAAAAACAUGUAACUGAUUAGAAAGUUUAAUCUUUAUCUACUUUCCAUCUGUAUCCCCAGGUUUCUGUUGAUGAACAUGUUUUAAAAUAACAGCCUGGAACCACUGUAGUAGUUUCAUUUUAAUUAUGAAUACUUGCUUAAACUAACAAUUUUCGAACCCUUUAUUCUUUCCUCACAGUUCAUACUGUGUGUCAGUCGCUGGAAUCGGCCUAGUCGCUCUUCUCUGGACUUCCUCUAGCGCUGCUAUGUCUUUUUUGUAAUAAGCUGCACACAGCACUCUAGAUGAGCCUCACUAAUGUGUUAGCUUCAGCAUUGACAUCUUUUGACUUGUACUCUACACAUCAUGCUGUAUCAUGUUCACCUUCUUGAUCGCUUCUUUACAGUGGAUAGUCCACUAUGACUUCUAGGUCUUUCUGUUAAGGUUGAGUGCACUUACUAUACAUAAUUGCAUCAAAAAGCGUUUCAGACACACCAUUAAAGAGAAUGCAACCAUUAUAAAUUUAAAGAAAAGAAAAUCAUGAAAAUGUCAAACAAAAAAGUAUUUUUUAAAAUUCGCCUCAAAACUAUUAAAAGUAGGAGAGUUUCUUAGCUGCUAUGACAGUACAUUCCAUAAUUUGGUGACCUAAAAUUAACUGAAGGAAUUUCUAAACACAGACAGCUAGCCCCAAGAGUUUGCUGUCUGUAAUAUUGUACAGGAAGGAUCGAAAUAAUUUAAGGCCUUAUAAACUAAUUAAAGAAACUUAAAGUAAUACCAAACAUCACUGGAAUGCAGUGCAGGGUCUUAAGAACACGAGUGAUAUGCACUCACUUAUUUGGCUGUAAUCAUCAGACUGCAUAGUGCAUUAUUUUCAAAUGCUCAGUUAAGCUUUUGGGCUGGCCAGGGUAAAAUGUAUUGUAACCAUCAAUUCUGCUCGUAACACAAGCUAUCACUAGACGUUCUGCAUCUGUAAAUGAAGGUAAAAACCUCACCUUUGAUAUUUUACUUGACAAAAUGCAGUUUCAGUAACAUUGUUGAGUCAUUUAAGUCCGAGUCAAAAAAUCUCAAUGGAAUGGUCAUUACUGUACUUUAAUAUAAAUUAAAUUUUAGUGAUGCCACAAGAUAUCACUUAGUGGAAGGUUUUACAAUAUAAUGCAAUUAAUUGUACUAUAAAAUAACAUUCAGAUGCAUUAACUCAUUAUUUUGUACACAAAUAAAUAUAGAGCAAGGUGAACAGGGAAUUGAAUCAAGUGAGCAGCUUAAAUAACUAUUUAAUUUGAAACUAGCAACAUUGCCUCAAAUGAAGUAAAAAAGCUGCCGAGAUAGAUAGAUUAUUAUGGGAUGGCUUAAUGCCUUAUUCCGAAAAAGCUGCCGAGAUAGAUAGAUUAUUAUGGGAUGGCUUAAUGCCUUAUUCCGUGUCGAGCUUUACCGACCUAUUGUGGGGUGUGUGUUUUUCUUUCUCUUCAUCAUCCAGCAUGUGCUCUGGUAGAGCAAACGUGCUGUCGGCUAUCUUCACUAAUUAAGUUCUGUGAAUGUGCCUCCCUGAGUAUGUACAUUUAAUAAACUCACGCACUACAUUUGUAAAUCAAUAAGUCCAGUCCCAUUAUUAAUUGUAACACACUGCCAAAAUCCCAGUUAAAUAAUUCCUACAGUAGUUAUUUUUGGUCAAUGGUCAAACCGUUUUUGAAGGAUAAGUACUGAACCAAACUGCACCAAAAACAAUACGCCUAAAGUUUGUAGCACAGCAAACCUGAUGCAACUUGAUAGCUCUUGGUUUUUGUUCCCCCAGAAGUUAUUGUACUGGUUUCUCAAUGUUCAGGAAACACUCAUUUUAAAUGUUUGUAUCUUUGCAAGGUUGUAGUCCUUCAAGAGCUCUACACAACUCGAAGAAAAACAAUUUUUUUCUGACAAAAAUUUCAGUUAUAAGAAAAGAAAAUCGCUUUCGAUUUUCCUCAGAUACAUAUACAGACAUCAUGCUAAACUCAAUUUUCUCUCCACAUUUUGAACAUCGAAGAACCAGAAUCUGAAGAUAACUUUAUAACAAAUUUUUUGACCCCGUUACAACAC
Messenger RNA from Erpetoichthys calabaricus (reedfish), 5800 nucleotides. RefSeq names its product espin-like. NCBI's taxonomy places the organism in Eukaryota, Metazoa, Chordata, Cladistia, Polypteriformes, Polypteridae. The record is from RefSeq and is a predicted model, not a curated record. The transcript is spliced from 5 exons. Bases 315 to 734 code for a protein of 139 amino acids.